CGAUGAGUAGUUCAAACUCAACGCUCCAUGUAGCGAUACUCUCCAGUCCAGGAUUCGGCCAUAUCAUUCCGGUUCUUGAGCUCGGGAAACGCCUCAUCGCCUCCAACCAAAACAUCAGAGUGACAAUCUUUGCCUUGUCUUCCACGUCACAAGCCGAGUCCCUAACCAUCAAAGAAGCCACGACCGCGAAACUCAAUGUUGUAACGCUCCCUCCAGUUGACAUCUCUGGCCUAGUCGAUCCAAAAGCCGCUGUAGUUACGUGCCUUGCCGUCAUAAUGAGAGAGAUACGACCUGCAUUCCGGUCGGCGCUGCACGACAUGGCGUGUCCUCCUACCAUGCUCAUCGUCGACACUUUUGGCACAGAAUCGUUGCUCAUUGGGGAGGAGCUAGGUAUUCCUAAGUACGUUUACAUUCCUUCCAAUGCAUGGUUUCUCGCUCUGAUGACGUACUCUCCAACCCUAGACAAGGAAGUGGAAGGAGAGUACGUUCUUCGAACCGAACCUCUCAAAAUUCCGGGUUGCAGAACAGUCGUACCAGAAGAAGUGAUCGACCCAAUGCUGGACAGAACCAACCAACAGUAUUCUGAAUACAUACGAUUUUCUGCUGAGAUUUCACUCGGUGAUGGGAUUUUGCUGAAUAUUUGGGAGGAACUGCAGCCUACAACACUAGCUGCGUUUAGAGAUGAGAAACUCUUGGGUCGAGUGACUAAAAUGGUGCCGGUAUAUCCGGUCGGACCGUUAACUAGACUGGUCCAAUCAGGUGAUAUGACGGUUAAUAAGGACUUGUUUGAUUGGCUUGACAAACAACCUAGUGAGUCGGUGAUAUUUGUGUGUUUGGGAAGCGGAGGGACCUUGUCUAAUGAACAAAUGAUGGAGAUGGCUUGGGGUUUGGAGUUGAGUCAACAAAGAUUCAUUUGGGUUGUACGGCCACCCACAACAAAAUCAGAUGCCGCCUUUUUCACUGCCGGAAAUGGUGUGGGUGACGUAUCAACUUAUUUUCCGGAAGGGUUUCUGACCCGGACCAGCGGUAUGGGUUUUAUUGUGCCUCUUUGGGCACCACAAGUGGACAUCUUAAGCCAUUUGUCGGUUGGAGGGUUUUUCUCCCACUGUGGGUGGAACUCAACGCUGGAGAGUGUGAAAAAUGGGGUGCCAAUGAUUGCUUGGCCGCUCUACGCUGAGCAGAGGAUGAACGCCACGUUGUUGACUGAGGAGCUCGGGGUGGCGGUCCGGUCAGAGGUGCCGCCUUGGAAGAAAGUGGUUGGCAGGGAGGAGAUAGAGAGGAUGGUGAGGAAGAUCAUGGUGGAGAAUGAUGGGUUUAAAAUAAGGGGUAGGGCGAAAGAGCUAAAACGAAGUGGAGAAAGGGCUUUGAGAGAAGGCGGUUCGUCAUAUAAUGCCUUGUCUCAAGUGGUAAGUAAAACAGUACAAGAUAUGAAGAUAUGGAGGAUGAAUUAUCAUGCAAAUGAAAAUGCGUAAUUGGUGUGUGUGUGUGAUGAAGGAGAGCUCGUGCCGUUAUAUAUAUAGUGCCUCAUGACUUGCAUGUAUUUGUGAGCUUGAUUUGCUCUUUGUCAAUCACAUAUGUAUGUUGCUUGUAUAACUCAGUUCAAUUAUAAUAAUGCUUGAUUUUGCAUUUA
This is a messenger RNA of Argentina anserina (silverweed cinquefoil), 1630 nucleotides long. RefSeq names its product anthocyanidin 3-O-glucosyltransferase 5-like. NCBI's taxonomy places the organism in Eukaryota, Viridiplantae, Streptophyta, Magnoliopsida, Rosales, Rosaceae. The record is from RefSeq and is a predicted model, not a curated record. Gene Ontology annotation, molecular function: UDP-glycosyltransferase activity. The transcript is spliced from 2 exons. The coding region runs from base 3 to 1472 and encodes 489 amino acids.